Molecule: messenger RNA, 1617 nt
Organism: Cordyceps militaris CM01
Lineage: Eukaryota; Fungi; Ascomycota; Sordariomycetes; Hypocreales; Cordycipitaceae
Product: Ulp1 protease family protein
Exons: 2
Coding region: 1-1617 (538 amino acids)
Biological process (GO): protein desumoylation
Cellular component (GO): nucleus
Molecular function (GO): deSUMOylase activity
Source: RefSeq, a predicted model, not a curated record
AUGAUAGGAAAUCUUCGCUCGGCACUCUCAUCCGUGGGGAGUGCCGUCAAGAUCUUUUAUCAUGAUCAUGCUACGACGCAAGCUCGGGAGAAGACCCCUCGCGCGAAGCGCCUGAAACUCAGCGCAGUACCAGUCAAGAGCUACGGAGACAGGAACGAGGAAGUGAAGACGGAACCUUUCGAUCAAGUCUCGGAUUCAAACCCAGGUGGGUUUGGAAAGUCGUGCGCUGAUGGCGCGAGCCAAGGCAAUCACGCUCUGCUGUCACCACCACCAUCACCAAAGAAGCCCGACCUGAGUCAGCCACACAGAAAAGCGCGAUGGUUUCUCAAAUUCCGCGCGCGCUCCGACCAGAAUGAAUCUGCGUCAAAUACCGACGAUGAAUUCGAUGGGGCGCGCACAGGCCUUUCAACUAGGGACAUAUUCAAGAGGAGGCGGCGAGAUGCCUCACGUCAAACGCCAAAACGGCCUGGGAGGUCACCGCUGCCCAAGCCUGUCAAAUUUGCAGACAAUACUGGGAGACCGGUACGACCUAGGCAGAGACAUCCAGUCGCAGAUGAACUACCCGAUUUAAAGAAACUGACGCUCGAGGCGGAGCCGACGAUCUCAACUGCAGGGGACAAAAGAUUUGCUGAACGAUUCCUUGCUCCGGUAGAGAUAUUUGACUACGUACCCCGCUAUUCAAACACGCACGAAGAUUUUUCGGUCAACCAUGAUGACCGUAUUAAUGCCAUCCUUGAUGAGAAGCAGCCGUGGUCGCUUGAGCUCAACAGCGCCGUGGUAGAAAGCAUCCAGGCGCAGCGCAAGACGCAAGUAUCUGACGAGGACAUCACGCGCGAGUACAUAACAAAUCUACAAGACUAUGAGGUCCGCUCACCUUGCCGACCACUACUGCUCUCAUUAUCCAGCGAAAUGAGCAAGCGAACUAUCAGCACAAUACGCGCGAGCCCGGACGCUGUCCUUGCCAAAGCAGCUGACUCGACACCGUUGCAUCGCCAUGACUUUUGCAGGGUUAUACCGAAGACAGAGUGGCUUAAUGAUGAGGUUGUGAACGGAGUUUUGUCCUGGCUGGACCAGGCGGUCAAUCACAUUGGUGGCGUCAAUGACCCGAGGACGCAGACCAGGAAAUGCCUGGUCAUGACAUCUUUCUACUACAAGCAAAUCAAGACGGCUUGCAAAAAUACACAGAGGACUCUUAGGCGGAAGGGGAUCACGAAGGAUAAUUUGCUCAAAGUCAACACGAUCCUUCUGCCAAUCUGUGAGCAUUCACAUUGGACGCUAAUGGUCAUCAACCCAUCGAAGAGGACCGUGGCCCACAUCGAUUCGUUGAAUCCGCGUGGGAACAAGCCGGUCACAGAACUUGCUCUGUUGUGGAUGAAGGACGCGUUGGACGAAAAGUUUGUGCCCGCAGAGUGGUCAACGAUCAAAUAUUGUCAUCCCGCGCAGACAAAUGGAUACGACUGCGGUGUACAUACGAUAUGCAACGCCAUUUGUGUUGCUGUUGGCGUUGAUCCAUCUGAGGCAUAUAAGGCUGUAGACAUGCCUGCACUGCGCCUACAGAUGUCGGCGGUGCUGGUUAAUGGCGGAUUUACUGGAGAGCUGGAUCUUUUGGGUUUCUGA